Tarenaya hassleriana is the source of this 1582-nucleotide messenger RNA. Its product is annotated as AP-3 complex subunit mu. Bases 95 to 1342 code for a protein of 415 amino acids. Gene Ontology annotation, biological process: intracellular protein transport; endocytosis. The transcript is spliced from 8 exons. Gene Ontology annotation, cellular component: clathrin adaptor complex; cytoplasmic vesicle. The record is from RefSeq and is a predicted model, not a curated record. NCBI's taxonomy places the organism in Eukaryota, Viridiplantae, Streptophyta, Magnoliopsida, Brassicales, Cleomaceae.
UCUGAGCUGCAAAACAGAAAAUUCUGGGGAGAGCGAGGGAGAGAGAAGAAGAAGGAGGAGUAGAGAAGCUUUCUUCGCACAUCGGUGUGUAAGGAUGCUGCAGUGUAUAUUUCUUCUCUCCGAUUCUGGGGAGGUAAUGUUGGAGAAACAGCUUACAGGACACCGAGUCGAUCGAUCCAUUUGUGCUUGGUUUUGGGAUCAGACUCUCUCUCAGGGAGAUUCCUUUAAGUCACUACCAGUGAUUGCUUCACCAACACAUUACCUUUUCCAAAUCGUUCGUGAAGGCAUCACGUUCUUGGCUUGCAGUCAGGUCGAAAUGCCGCCAUUGAUGGCAAUCGAGUUCCUUUGCAGAGUAGCCGAUGUUCUGUCUGAUUACCUUGGAGGGCUGAAUGAAGAUCUCGUGAAAGAUAAUUUCGUCAUCGUUUAUGAGCUUCUGGAUGAAAUGAUCGAUAAUGGAUUCCCUCUCACAACAGAACCUAACAUUCUGAGGGAGAUGAUAGCUCCGCCCAAUAUCGUUAGCAAGAUGUUGAGUGUUGUAACAGGUAAUACUUCCAACGUUAAUGACACGCUCCCAAGUGGAACAUCUUCUUGUGUUCCUUGGCGACCUACGGAUCCAAAGUACUCUAGCAAUGAAGUCUAUGUCGAUCUUGUUGAAGAAAUGGAUGCAACCGUUAACAGGGACGGAGAGCUGGUAAAAUGUGAAAUAUAUGGCGAAGUCCAAGCGAACUGUCAGCUCUCGGGUUUUCCAGACUUGACAUUGUCAUUUGCAAACCCAUCAAUCAUAGAGGAUGUGAGGUUUCAUCCAUGCGUCCGUUUCAGACCAUGGGAAUCUCAUCAAGUUCUCUCCUUUGUUCCCCCUGACGGACAGUUCAAGCUCUUGAGUUACAGGGUGAAGAAUCUGAAGAGCACUCCUCUAUAUGUAAAGCCUCAGAUAACAUCUGAUGCCGGGACAUGUCGUGUUAGCAUAUUGGUCGGGAUAAGAAGUGAUCCGGGAAAGUCAAUUGAGUCGAUAACUUUAAGUUUCCAGCUCCCGAACUGUGUCUCAUCAGCGGAUCUCUCAUCAAAUCAUGGAACCAUAACCAUCCUUUCUAACAAGACAUGUUCUUGGACAAUCGGGAGGAUCCCAAAGGACAAGACUCCAUGUUUGUCGGGGACAUUGGUGCUGGAGAGUGGAUUAGAUCGGCUUCAUGUUUUCCCGACGACGAAACUCGGGUUUAAGAUAAUGGGCAUUGCUCUUUCUGGGCUACGGAUCGAGAAACUUGAUCUGAAAACCAUCCCUCCUCGUCUGUACAAAGGGUUCCGAGCUCAGACACGAGCUGGAGAGUUCGAGGUCAGACUAUAGUCUUUUUGUCUACUGUGAAGUUUAUUUUUUUUAAAGUUCGGUUGUUUUUGGGAUGGAAUUACUUGCAAAGUUUGGCAGGAACCCUGAUUAGAAACGCCGUUGAGGAUUCUGCGAUUCUUGUGAAGUGUAUGUCUCUGUGUUUUUUUCUUGAUGAAUGAUUUUCUUUGGUCAAAGACAUGACAUUGGUUUUGUUCUUACCAAAUAUCAUAAGCUAUGAAGUGUAUGUCUCUAUGUUAUAUA